AUGGCUCCUCCAGCUGAUUUUGCCAACUAUCCUGAUGUCGUCCAGGGGCCGGACACGGGGUAUGAUCAGCGGGUAGACCACAACCCGGUGCUUCGGGGCUUGCCUCUCGUCGUGGGCGCUGAGAUCGGCUUCAUCUCAAGAUAUCUGCUCAAUAACUCGGGCAUCACCAAGAUCAAGGACAUGCCAGAGCUGGACCAUGUCAUGCCUACUUUCCACCCCACGGUGACGCCCCUCGGCCCAACAGGCCCAAUGCUCGAAUUCGAGCCCGAACUCCUCACAUCCAAGCACGCCUCCUCAAAGUCGCCCCGGUACUACUCCGCAGCCGACUACCACGCCAUGUACAAGAGCGGCGCCCUCACCCCCCUCCAAGUCGUCGAGACCCUCCUCGACCUGACCACCGGCGGAGGCAAGUACAACGACGCCUGGGCGGACGCCCACGGCGCCGAGCGGCUCGCCGUCGAGGCGGCCAAGGCGUCGACGGAGCGGUGGGCCGCGGGGGCGCCGCUCGGCGUGCUGGACGGCGUGCCGGUGGGCGUCAAGGAUGACACGGACGUUAAGGGGUAUGUCAACCACUACGGCAUGAAGUACGACGGCUCGCUGCCGGCGUUUGCGGUGUGCGAGGAGACGGCGUGGCCGGUGAGGAAGCUGCAGGAGGCUGGGGCUAUUGUGCUGGGGAAGAAUAAGAUGCAUGAGCUGGGAUCAGAUACGAGUGGCCUGAACGUCGUCCAAGGAACGCCCACAAACCACCUCAACAACGCCUACUACCCCGGCGGCUCCUCCAACGGCGCCGGGUCCUCCCUCUCGGCCGGCAUCGUGCCCAUCUGCGUCGGCACCGACGCCGGCGGCAGCAUCCGCGUGCCCGCAAACUUCAACGGCGUCUACGGCCUCAAGCCCAGCCACCACCGCACCACGGCCAUGGAGGGCACCGUCUGCGUCACGGGGCCCCUCGCCGCCACCGCCGCCGACCUGACCAUCGCCUACCGCCUCAUGGCCCAGCCCGACCCGUCCUGUCCCACGCAGGCCCGCUUCGCCCUCUCCCUGCCGCCACCAGCCUUCGAUGACCCGGGAAGAAGCAGCGGCCGCGUCAUGGGCGUCUUCCGCGACUGGUACAACAAGGCCGACGCUCCCGUGCGGGACAUCUGCGACCGCGCCCUCGACCACUUCGCCUCACAGCGCGGCUACCACAUC
This is a messenger RNA of Trichoderma citrinoviride, 1188 nucleotides long. Its product is annotated as amidase signature enzyme. Gene Ontology annotation, molecular function: catalytic activity. The record is from RefSeq and is a predicted model, not a curated record. Lineage: Eukaryota; Fungi; Ascomycota; Sordariomycetes; Hypocreales; Hypocreaceae. The annotation marks the transcript as partial. The transcript has 5 exons.